Molecule: messenger RNA, 1284 nt
Organism: Pteronotus mesoamericanus
Lineage: Eukaryota; Metazoa; Chordata; Mammalia; Chiroptera; Mormoopidae
Gene: IDO1
Product: indoleamine 2,3-dioxygenase 1
Exons: 10
Coding region: 64-1284 (406 amino acids)
Biological process (GO): 'de novo' NAD+ biosynthetic process from L-tryptophan
Cellular component (GO): cytoplasm
Molecular function (GO): heme binding; L-tryptophan 2,3-dioxygenase activity; indoleamine 2,3-dioxygenase activity
Source: RefSeq, a predicted model, not a curated record
GGCUGUGGGCUACUCAGGAUAAAUAAAUGCCAGAGAGGAGAGCUAGAGGAGUGGGCUGCAAGAAUGGCACAGAGAGCAUCUUCUCUGGAAAGUUUCUCAGAGAUCAGCCAAGAAUACCAUAUAGAUAAAGAUGUGGGCUUUGCUCUUCCAAAUCCAGAGGAUGAACUGCCUAGCCCUUAUGAUGCCUGGAUUUCCAUUGCUAAAAACCUUCCUGACCUGAUUGAGCAUGGUGAACUACGUGAAGAAGUAGAGAAGUUACCAAUGUUCAGUAUUGAGGACCUCUCAGGACACAAGUUGCAGCGUCUGGCACACCUGGUCCUGGGGUAUAUCACCAUGGCAUAUGUGUGGAACCAAGGUGGAGAAGAUGUCCGUAAGGUCCUGCCCAGCAAUAUUGCUGUUCCUUACUGUAAACUCUCUGAGAAGUUGGGGCUGCCUCCCAUUUUGGUUUAUGCAGAUUGUGUCCUGGCAAACUGGAAGAAAAAGGACCCCAGUGGACCCAUGACCUAUGAGAACAUGGACAUCCUGUUUUCGUUUCCUGGUGGGGACUGCAGUAAAGGAUUCUUCCUAGUUUCUCUCUUGGUGGAAUUAGAAGCUGCUUCUGCAAUAAAAGAAAUUCCCACUAUACUCAAAGCAGUACGACAUCAGGACAAAGAUACUUUGGAGAAGACACUGCUUAACAUAUCUGAUUGUCUGGACAAAGCCCAUGAAGUGUUUAAACAAAUUCAUAAACAUGUGGACCCAGACCAGUUUUUCAAUGUUCUUCGCAUAUACUUGUCUGGCUGGAAAGGCAACUCCAAGCUGCCAGAGGGUCUGUUGUAUGAAGGAGUCUCGGACAUCCCAAAAAAGUUUGCUGGGGGUAGUGCAGGCCAAAGCAGCAUCUUUCAGUGCUUCGAUGUUCUGCUGGGCAUUGAGCAGAAUGCUGGUGAAGCAUCCGCUGCGGCAUUCCUCCAGGAAAUGCGCACGUACAUGCCACCAGCUCACCAGAAAUUUCUUCAGUCCUUAGAGUCGGGCCCCUCAGUGCGCAAGUUUGUCCUUUCAGAAAAUGAUGAUAGCCUUACAAAAGCUUAUAAUGAGUGUGUGAAAGCUAUGUGCUCUCUGAGAGACUACCAUUUGCAAAUAGUAACUAAGUACAUUCUGAUUCCUGCAAGCAAGCAGUCCAAAACCCCCCAAACUUCUAAAGACCCAUCAGAAAUGGAAAGUAAAGGAACUGGAGGUACUGAUGUCAUUAAAUUUCUAAAGAAUGUAAGAAGUACAACUAUGCAGGCCCUUGUGAAGAAAUCUUAA